Messenger RNA from Moneuplotes crassus, 964 nucleotides. The record is from the annotation of a GenBank genome assembly. NCBI's taxonomy places the organism in Eukaryota, Ciliophora, Spirotrichea, Euplotida, Euplotidae.
AUAUGUUUAAGUUCAAAUUUCCAAACCCAAGUUCAGUAGAAGAUGUAGCCAAGAGAGCUAUAGAAGCACUUAAGAAAGAGGAAGUCACUAUGCGUCCUGACAAUUAUGAGCUAUCUGGUUUUAAAUCUUCACUUUAUGGUGUACUCAGUGAAGGACUUGAUAAUUUUAACAAAGAGGAGGAUAAAUCGCUAGGGGAUCUCUCUAUCCUUAAUCAGAUAGAGAGUGUAUCCUGUUUAGAUCAAGAAAUUAAUGCUUCUGAGAAUAAUGAAAGCUCUCCAAAAACAGGUUCCGAAAAUAUUAAUGGGUUGAAUAAAAUCAUUCUCAGAAUGUUUAGAAGGUUCUACCAUAAACUCUUUGUGAAGGACAAUAAGAUACUAGCCAAGAAGAGGUUCAAGAAUUGUCACUCGGAUAAAAUUUUAGAAGCAUGUAGAGAACUACUCAGGAAACAUUUUGCUUCAGACCCAAGUGAGGACUUUGUGAGGUUCUUAUUUCGAAUUCUUAGAAUUAAGACUAACGAUACUCUUGAGUGAGUAAAUGAUCAUGAUAAGGAUGCUAUUGAUAUUAGCAUCAAUAUGAUUAGUUUCUCAAUCAAAUAGGUUUGACCGUAGCUUUAAAAACGAAUAUUUCCGGAACUUGUUUCUCUAUAUUAUAGAGGGAACUUUUCCAGAUACUCAAAAUCAAUGAAUAGACUUACUUUACAAGCAAGAGGAAAAAAUGUUUUCUAGGAAUCCUAUGUACCACAAAGCUCUGGGGGAGAUCGCCAAGAGGUGUAAAUUAGCUUCUUCAGGUGACUAAAUCUAUUCAAAAUUAUAAAACUUUUUGGUUCUACAACAGAUCAGAUAGAAUCGAUGCUCAGAUUCAGUCAUUCUGAUAUCGGGCGGAUACAUUCUGGUGUGGUAAUUCCCAACUCACUAAUUAUUUCUGAAUAUUAGCUGUUGAAAAAUGACUUUAAGGCCUCUAUUUC